AUGGGGACCGGUUUCUCUUUCUUUCUGAGGGAAACCAGUACUGGAUUAUUAGGUUCUUCUUCUCCUCCAGCAAAACCUGGUCUUGGAGACUUACCAGAGAGUUGUAUCUCAUCCAUCUUUAUGUACUUGGAUCCGCUGGAGAUUUGUAAAUUGGCACAGAUGAACAGGGCUUUCCGUGCUGCUUCUUUGGCUGAUUUUGUUUGGGAGUCAAAGCUGCCAUCAAACUAUAAGUUUCUUGUCGACAAAGUUCUUGAUCAUGAAAAUUUUCCCAAGAAAGAGAUUUACGCUAGGUUGUGCCAGCCCAAUCGUUUUGAUGGUGGCACCAAGGAAGUUAGGCUGGACAAGAGUUGUGGGCAAGUUUUCUUGUCCAUUUCGUCCAAGGCAUUGCGAAUAACAGGAAUAGAUGAUCGAAGAUAUUGGAGUCAUAUUCCAACUGAGGAAACAAGAUUCCACACAGUUGCAUAUCUUCAACAGAUUUGGUGGGUUGAAGCUCUAGGUGAACUAGAAUUUGAGUUUUCCCCAGGGAGCUAUAGCCUAUACUUCCGGCUUCAGCUAGGCAAAACCUGUCCAAAAAGAUUUGGCCGACGAGUAUGCAACGUCGAUCAAGUCCAUGGCUGGCACAUCAAGCCCGUCCGCUUCCAGUUAUCAACAUCAGACGGCCAGCACGCUUUAUCAGAAUGUUAUUUGCAUCAACAAGGCAGUUGGGUUCAUUACCACGUGGGUGAUUUUGUUGUCAUCGACAACCACAAGCCUAUGAAGAUCAAAUUUUCGAUGGUCCAGAUUGAUUGUACACACACCAAAGGCGGUCUCAGCUUCGACUCUGUGUUAAUAUACCCAAGCAAGUUUAGGGAAAAGUUAAUAUGUAGGUAG
Messenger RNA from Prunus armeniaca (apricot), 870 nucleotides. Lineage: Eukaryota; Viridiplantae; Streptophyta; Magnoliopsida; Rosales; Rosaceae. The record is from the annotation of a GenBank genome assembly.